Messenger RNA from Linum trigynum, 7716 nucleotides. The record is from the annotation of a GenBank genome assembly. NCBI's taxonomy places the organism in Eukaryota, Viridiplantae, Streptophyta, Magnoliopsida, Malpighiales, Linaceae.
UCGAAGGCCAUUUUAUACGGGCUCCAUAUUCAGAGCCCAACUCAAAGACUGGAUCCAAAAAGCUUGUUAGACCGUCUCUACGCCCGAGGGCCGGCCAACUCUUCACCAGGGAUUCCGAACCAGGAGGAGAGAGAUAUGCAAUCGUGUUCGUUAAACCUCUCUUAAUUCUCAGCUCCGACGACCAACACCGCUUUACCCGCAUUAGGCGACGGCAAAAAAAUGUCGCCUUCUGCCUCCUCCGUCUUCUAUCCAAACCCACUCUUCUCCAUGCAGAAUUUAUAUGGUCGCUCUACUUCUCCCUAUAUACCGUGGCGAAAUCCUAAUUUGGCGAGGAUGAAACUGACAGUUAGAGCUACUGGGAAGAAGAUAUCUUACGGGAAAGACUGCAGGGAGGCCUUGCAAGCUGGAAUCAAUAAGCUCGCCGAUGCUGUCUCUGUGACUCUAGGGCCUAGAGGGAGAAAUGUUGUUCUUUCUGAUUCUAAGUCACUGAAGGUGGUGAAUGAUGGGGUUACUAUAGCUCGGGCAAUAGAGCUCUCUGAUACAAUGGAGAAUGUGGGAGCGACUCUAAUCCAAGAGGUUGCUGUUAAAGUGAAUGCUUUGGCUGGUGAUGGCACAACAACUGCAAUCAUUUUGGCUCGUUCCAUGAUCAAAUAUGGUAUGUUAGCUGUUGCUUUUGGGGCCAGUCCAAUUUCUUUGAAGAGAGGAAUUGAUGCCACAGUCAAAGAGUUGAUCGAAGUCUUGAAGAAUAACAGCUAUCCUGUUAAUGGAAGGGAAGACAUAAAAGCCAUUGCCUCAAUUUCUGCUGGAAAUGAUGAAUUCGUUGGCAACUUAAUUGCUGACACUAUUGAGAAAAUUGGCCCCGACGGAGUAAUCUCCCUAGAAACAUCUCAAACCUCAGAAACUAUUGUAACAAUAGAUGAAGGGUUGAAGGUUGACAAGGGUUAUAUGUCGCCUCAUUUCAUCACAAAUCAGGAGAAAUCUUUGGUAGAAUUUGACAAUGCGAAAGUUCUAGUAACAGACCAGAGAAUUGCUUUUGUCCAAGAAAUACUUCCGGUCUUAGAAAAGACUACCCAACUAAGUGUUCCGUUGCUAAUUUUUGCUGAGGACAUCUCGAAGCAAGUGUUGGAAACACUAGUGGUCAACAAGAUGCAAGGUUUACUAAAUGUUGCAGUUGUGCAAUGUCCUGGUUUUUUAGAAGGAAAGAAAGCUAUUCUGCAAGACAUUGCCCUAAUGACAGGCGCUGAUUUUCUUUCUGGAGAUUUCGGUCUUUCAAUAAUGAGUGUAACCUCAGAUCAACUUGGCAUCGCGCGGAAAAUCACCAUAACCAGUAACUCAACUACCAUAGUAGCGGAUCCUCUGAUGAAACCCGAAAUUCAAGCGAGAAUUCUGCAGCUAAAGAAGGAUCUUGCGGAAACAGACAAAGCAUCUUUGUCAAGAAAGCUAUCUGAAAGAAUAGCGAAACUAUCUGGAGGUGUUGCUGUGAUUAAGGUUGGUGCACACACGGAAACAGAACUGGAAGAGAGGAAGCUUAGAAUUGAAGAUGCUAAGAAUGCAACAUUUGCUGCCAUGGAUGAAGGAAUAGUGCCUGGUGGUGGUGCAGCAUACGUCCAUCUUGCCAAGCACGUACCGACCAUAAAAAGUGCCAUGACAGAUGAGAAUGAGCAGAUUGGUGCUGAUAUUGUGGCAAAGGCACUUCUUGCUCCUGCAAAAACAAUUGCAACUAACGCAGGAGUAGAUGGUGAAGUUGUGGUGGAAAAGAUUCAAGCUUGUGACUGGCGAACUGGAUACAAUGCAAUGACGGAUACAUAUGAAGAUCUUCUAGAUGCUGGGGUAGCAGACCCAUGUAAAGUUUCAAGGUGUGCUCUCCAAAGUGCUGCCUCAAUUGCUGGAAUAGUUCUUACAACUGAAGCUGCAAUGGUUGAGAAAGUAAGGACGCCCAAGCCAGCUGUUCCUCAAGUUCCCGGAAUUACACCAUGACUUGCGGGGAAAUGAACAAAGGCAGUUCAAGACUUGGAUAUGCCAGAAGAGCUCGGUGUUUUGGUUCGGGUUCUACUUGGAAUUGUAAGAUAUGCAGUUUCCUUGUGAUAAUGGAUUUCAAAUGAGCAUCUGAGUGAGGGGAAGAAGACAUCCAUUUUACACCGGCCAAACAACCAGCAUUCAUUCUUCUGCUGCUAACUUUUGGGGCUGCAUGUUAAAUGUUUGAGCUUUGGAGCAUUUCAAACAGCAUGGAGAGACACGUAGCACUCCAGGCAUUGCUUGACGAACAACAACUUUUCAAAGCAGCUGCAUCUCGACAUUGGUGAUUUUGUUUCCCUAUUGGUAGUGCCAGGUGAGUAGGUGACCGAUUUCACUCACCAGCUGUGGUAUUAGGAUGUCUGAAAUGGUGCACAAGCUAGUACUGUACCUUUGGAAAACUUGGAACAGGAAAGGAGUUCAAAUCAUGUUGGCUUAAUGUCUAAGUGAAGUAUGUCCUCAAUUCAUUAACAGCAGCCCACAAUCCUUCCAUUAUACGCCCAGCAACGUUGGGAUUUCUUACUUUGUUAAAGCUGGAGGUUGUUAUUCUCCUUUCUGUUUUGUCGCUUCCAUUUUCAGGGGAUCAUUGGUUGCGCAUUACACCAAUUCCAUACCAUUUGAGACACUUUUUUAUGUGGUUUUCCGGUUAAUUAUUUUCUUAAUUCAAUUACUGCAACUUCAUUAUUAUAAAUUUAAACUUUAACUUUACUCCUAAUUCAUUCGCUAAAGUGGUUACAUUUUGUACCGGAACUAGUACAGUCAAUAAGAAAUCGGAGACCGCAGCAAUCAAAUCAAUUCUUCUCAGCCGGUGGUCGGCGAGUCAAAUUUAGCCGGCAUUACAGGGAAGAAUCGUGGUUGCACGACCACGAGUCCUCAUCUACCUGGCUAACUCCGUAUCAGAAAUGUUUGAGUUUGUAGAAGAUCGUGGACCGGAAGUCUUGAUUUGAUUUUUUAUUUUAUUUUUAUGAAUGGGUGUUGUUUGUGUCCGGUUACUUUAGAGCCCAACUCCUCACCAGCUUUAUCCCCGCUCUACGUGUCCAAGGCACUUGACUUGCACACACGCACACGGAGGAGGGUGUCUGGGCCCGUUAGUCCUCCGACGAUAAAGUCAGUUUGGGUUUUAGAGAGAGAAGUGGCAAGCUCAAGUGUUAAGUGAGAGAAUCCAACCUGGUGUAAAUAUCACCUACCGACACUAUUUAUACUCACCCAACCCUGAAUCAGGCUUCAUCAACCCAGUUCCAUGUCAGCAUCGCAUUUAAUACUCCGUACCUCUGUCAGGCUGGGCGCCCCGACCAACCUGUCAGGUCUCUAACAGGUACAAGGCGCACAGACCGUACUCUCUUGUACCCUUCCGAACCUUGUCUCCUAGUUUCCCAUAUUUACCCCUGGGUCUGGCCCCGCGAACCAACCCGCAGAUUGAGCCCACGAAGCAUCAUCUUCUUCCUCAUUGGGCCGCCUUGGGCAUGUCCUUGGGCCUAUCUUCUUAAUCCCCCAACAAGUGCAAAUCACCACUAUCUCUUAAUAAUUAAUAGAAUGAAUAGCGACAUCAUCAAUAAAAUUGACGAGAUUUGUGAUAUGUUGUUAAGCAGAGAACACAAAGUAGUAAAGAGUUUUUGGAUACAAAGGUUCAAUAUGUAGUUAGUAGAAAUAUCAUCAUCAUUUAAGAAUAUAAAAUAUAAAAAUGUAUCAUUGAUCCCAUUUUCAUAAUGAUAAAUAAGUCCACGGUAAAAUGCUAUUAGUUUGUUGAUUGUCAAGAAAGAUAAAGUAUAAAAGCUCGCUGAAAUUGCUUAACGAACCAUAGAUAGUUUGAAACUAAAUCUUAAACCUCGCAAUCCUACAUAAAGGUUUCAAUGCUCUUCUGUUAGGAACAAUAUGCCACUAAUCAAAAAGAAAUGGAGAGUUGUUGAUUCAAGUCAACUUUAUACUAACAACUCAACUUAGAGGGACCAUCAAAACUUGAUAGCAAAUGCCAAAAUUAGGGUUACCUCUAAUAUACUAAUAGACUCGAUCAAAGUAAUAAGGAACAAAAUUAAACACUCCUUCUCUAUCAGUUCUAGUAGGUUGAAUAAAGAAUCGACCAACCUACUUCAGUAAAUCAAUCGAUGAUUCCACGUUUUAUGAUAGAAUUGUUAGUAAACGGUAUUUGAUCUACGAUUGAACCUUUCCCAAAAACUCGAGUUAUUGGGAUCAACGGGUUCUUGACAUGGUAUCAAAGCCUUCUGUGACUGAGAGGUCUUCUGUUCGAAUCUCGAUGACCCCCAUUUGUUUCUGUUCAACACACAUGGUGUCCGGACCUAUGCAAACUUCAAACCCACAUAUGGUGGCUUUCGUUUGAGCAGGCGUGUUAGUAAACGGUAUUCGAUCUACGAUUGAACCUUUCCCAAAAAAUCAAGUUAUUGGGAUCAACGGGUUCUUGACAAGAAUUAGGUUGCAAUAGCUACAAAAACCAUAAACCUAAAGAUCCAAUAGCCACCACUCUUCGUUGUAUAAUAAAAUUUUGGUGCACUCUAUCUUCAAUCUCAAGAGGCGUAUGUUUGAACCAAAAAUUCAAUUUCUAAUCCUUCUUCUGCACCUCCAUUUAUUGAACUCCAUUCUAAUCCUUCUUCUGCACCCAGUUUAAAUCCCGAAGAAUAAAAUCAUAGUGCUAAGAGAUACCAGAAGAUUGAUUUUCAAAGGUGGUCUGACACGCUAAAACUGCCACACUAGAAAAUGGCCAAGUGUAACCACCGUCUAAUGAGUAGUAUAAAGGGUUUAGCUUUACCUAUCAAGCCGGGUCCUAGAUGCGAUGACUACUCCGUGAAAUUCUUUGUUAUCAGCAGUAUGAAUGUUGUGCAGUUUGGACUAGUCUAAGCAGACACAAAGCAGUGAAAGUUGUGAUUCAAGUUCAGAGGAAGGUCACCCAGAUAUGGUUCCCCCUAGAGCGUAGUGAAGUUCAAUUAUAAUCCACCAAGUCCAAGUGUAAUGAUAGUUAUGUUGCGGAAUGUUCUUAGUCAGUCUGAAGUCUCGACUAAAGGUCUUCAAACCCUCCCAAUCCGGAUACCCGGCGGGCGACUAACCUCCACCGGAGUAAACACACUGAGGCCCUAACGCACAAAACCUCCUCUACUAGAACAAAUCUAGUACAUAGCAGUGAAUUGACUUCUCGACUAAAGCAAUCAAUUCACUACCUUCAAUCAAGGGUGCUCUAUCAACUUGUGCAUAUGUUCUCUUUCUAGGUUAAAGCAGAAAUCACAGGAAUUUGAUCAAGAUUCAAGCAAUUCAGAAAUCAUGCCUCAAUUGAAAAUAAUCAAUUUCAAAACGUCAUGUGCUUGGGUUCAUACAAUCAAUCCUAACGAACAACUCUAGGGUUCUUCAUACCUAGGUGAGAGAGAGGGUUACAACAUUGAGAGAGAAGAGAAAUCAGUUUCAGAUGCAGAAAUCAUUGUGUGAAGGAUGAAGAUCAGCAUCUGGUUGUCAAUCGACACUUCUCUAGAUUUCAAUCGAGCUCCAAUGGCGUCAAAGCUCGAUCUAGGGCACCUUGGAGGUUGGGUUCGUCACUUUCUCUCUCUAAAACUAUAUUUCUUUCUCCAAAGCUCAAUCCCCUUUUCCAAAACCCGAAAUUGGGUUAAGAUGCAGCUGUCGUGAUUGCACGGUCAGGUCGCACGGCCGUGCAAUUUCCUUGUAUGCCUGUGCAACCCAAAACGCAACAUUUGGAUUAGUUCCGCUAGGGGAGUGCACGACCAUCGCACGACCUAUGCAAUCCAAGAGCCUGGUCGUGCAACUUCUCACAGAGUUCAUCACGGCCAGAAAAUCAGUCAUGCACGGCUGUGCGAAACCUGGCCGCGCAUCUUUGCUUGCACGGCCACCAUGCAUAGUCGUGCGUCUUCUCGAGCUGGCCGUGCAACUCAUCUGCUCUUUUUCGCUCGUCCCGUCUUCGCCCAAUCGACCCCGAACUCGUGCUCAAACCUGCAUUCACGCAUUAGGACCUGAAAUGUCAUAAACAAGAACAACAUAGUGUAAAAUCGGCUUAAAACCCGAGAUCCGAGCCUCAAACGAUAUAAGAAUGCUGGACAAAAACAUGUGUAAUAUCGAGUCAUCACAUCCUUGUACUGUAAAGUGAAAGGGAUGCGAACUAUUGCACGAUGUAAGGAAUUUCAGAGGUUAGAAAGAGAUAAGAACAAAGAUACAAAAGUGCUAAAUUUAAAUAUAAAUUGAAAAAUGCAACGAUACAACACGUAUUAAUAGAAUUAGUUUCUUCGAUGUUAGCCAAUUACCAAUUUACCUUUAGCGAAAAUGAAGGAGAGCGCAGUGAUAGAAUUAGUUUCUUCCAUAUUAGCCAAUUACCAAUUUACCUUUAGCGAAAAUUAUGGAGAGAGUAGUGAUUUUAGAAUUGAGAAACUAAAUGAAACUCUGCUAUGAAAAUUGCAGUAUCAAACACCAUAAAAUACAUUCAGUAGACUUAGUGGACUUGCUAAUAAUGAUGGAAAAGUCCUCUGAUAUUUUCAGAGUGUCACUUCGUGUAUGUUUUGUAUUAAAAAAGAUAAAACAAAUUUGUUUCGUGUAAUUUAUUGUGAUUGUUGACUUUGUUUAAAGAGAACAGUGUUCAAAUCCUUAUAUUGUCAUUUUUUACAUGGAAUAAAUAAAUUGUAAAGACAAAAAUGUCAUUUCUACUUUCAAGUCUUGUUGCACGAAAUUUGAAAUAGAGAAAAUUAGACAAAACUCUGACUACUGGUCACAAGGAAUUGAAGCCUGGUUUUUGGACAAAAGAACUUAACGUAGGUAUGCUAUGACCUCUUACUAGGUUGUCUCACAAACUAAAGUCGACAACUUAGUGCUCGCGACUCAUGCAAGAAGCUUAGUCGAAGGAUAUUGACCCUUGAAGGCAACCCGAUGCUUAAGUCGAAAGGAUUAAAAAUAAGAUAGUAGAAGAGAAUAAGAGUUUUUACAAUAUAUUUUCCAUAAACUAUUUAUUUAUUUAUUUCUCGUAAGCUCAUGACUCCUUUUAUCUUUGAAUUUUUUUUCUACGAGUCUCAUUAAUGCACUUAUGAAAUACUCGAUGAGAGUAUGAAGCCCAACAUCGUGUGCUUUCAAUUGCACUCAACGUGCGGCGUUACUUGCUUUCAUUGUCGCUCAACACCCUGAAGAUUCUGAAAAUAUAGCAACCACCACAAUUCACCGAAUUUCAUUAUGAGUUCAAAAAUCACUAAAAACACCUCUUAGAUAAUGUACCUCAACGUUUCUUGAUCUUCAAUUCCAUCUCAAGUUUAACAGAACAUAAUUAUGAGUUUGAGACUAAAUGACGCAUCAUCAACUCUUCGUAAAGAAAAAAAAUAUAAUAUGAAGUUAUUUUUCCAUCAAUUAUCAAAUUUUUUUAUCCACACACAAUGUCUACCAUUUAUUUACUUUUCCAUCGUGAAAAAUUCAUGCAUUUCAUCGACUCUAUUGUCAAAGCUCAAAAGUUAUCAAAAUUUUUGUUAGGAAAUUUUGAGAAAAAAUUGAAACAAACAGGCCAAUAAUCCUCCUGCUAUAGAGGAAAAAAGAAAAAAAAAAAGGUUGGAGCUAAAAAAUUUCCGGAAAUGAAUGGCACGCCCGUCCGCUUCUCGAACAGGGAAGUGGAGCUGACUUGCUACUUUCUUCUUUGGUUGAACUUCACCGCUGCUUUUAAUUACCAACUACCCCCAUCUCCAUCUCCUUCCUUCCGUCCCAUAAACGUUCUGCCACGAU